UCCUGAUCUUUACCUAAACCAAUAACAUAUGGUUUUGUUGGAUGACGCUCCUGCUGGCCACACCCUCUGGCCUAUUAGAGAAGAAAGAAAUUUGGAUCUCCAGUUCAGUUUUAGAAAUGGCAUCCAUUUCAGCUCUAACAGAGGAACUGGAUUCUGUGACAAAUGAGCUACAUGCGGUAGACAUUCAAAUUCAAGAACUUACGGAAAGGCAGCAGGAGCUUCUUCAGAAAAAAUCAGCCCUAACAAAGAAAAUAAAGCAGUGUUUAGAGAAUUCAGAGGCUGGGGCCAGCAAAGAAUGUGAUUCUUCACCAGCUGCUUGGAAUAAAGAAGAUUUUCCAUGGUCUGCUAAAGUGAAAGAUGUUCUGCAAAAUGUCUUCAAACUGCAGAAGUUCAGACCACUUCAGCUUGAAACUAUUAAUGUAACAAUGGCUGGAGAGGAGAUAUUUCUGGUUAUGCCUACUGGAGGUGGGAAGAGUUUAUGUUACCAGUUGCCAGCAUUGUGUUCUGACGGUUUUACACUUGUGAUUUGCCCAUUGAUCUCUCUUAUGGAAGACCAAUUAAUGGUUUUAAAACAAUUAGGAAUUUCAGCUACCAUGUUAAAUGCUUCCAGUUCUAAGGAGCAUGUGAAAUGGGUUCAUGCUGAAAUGGUGAAUAAAAACUCCACGUUAAAGCUAAUUUACGUGACUCCAGAGAAAAUUGCCAAAAGCAAAAUGUUUAUGUCAAGACUCGAGAAAGCCUAUGAAGCACGGAGAUUCACCCGCAUUGCCGUGGAUGAGGUGCACUGCUGCAGCCAGUGGGGUCACGAUUUCCGACCUGAUUACAAAGCCCUGGGUAUCCUGAAGCGCCAGUUCCCUAACACGUCUCUAAUCGGGCUGACUGCAACUGCAACGAACCAUGUUCUAAAGGAUGCUCAGAAAAUUUUAUGUGUUGAAAAGUGUUUUACUUUUACAGCUUCUUUUAAUCGUCCUAAUCUUUAUUAUGAGGUUCGACAAAAGCCUUCAAAUACGGAAGAUUUUAUUGAGGAUAUUGUAAAGCUCAUUAAUGGGAGAUACAAAGGGAAAUCAGGAAUCAUAUAUUGUUUUUCUCAGAAAGACUCUGAACAAGUUACUAUUAGCUUACAGAAGUUGGGAAUUCAUGCUGGGACUUAUCAUGCCAAUAUGGAACCAGAAGAUAAAACCAAGGUUCACACAAGGUGGUCAGCCAAUGAACUUCAGGUAGUAGUGGCAACAGUUGCAUUUGGUAUGGGAAUUGAUAAACCAGAUGUGAGAUUUGUUAUUCAUCAUUCAAUGAGUAAAUCCAUGGAAAAUUACUACCAAGAGAGUGGGCGUGCAGGUCGAGAUGACAUGAGAGCAGACUGUAUUUUGUAUUAUGGCUUUGGAGAUAUAUUCAGAGUAAGUUCAAUGGUGGUCAUGGAAAAUGUUGGACAGCAGAAGCUUUAUGAGAUGGUCUCAUACUGUCAAAACAUAAGCAAAUGUCGCCGUGUAUUAAUAGCUCAACAUUUUGAUGAAGUAUGGAACUCAGAAGCAUGUAACAAAAUGUGUGAUAACUGCUGUAAAGACGUUUCAUUUGAAAAAAAGAACGUAACAGUGUACUGCAGAGACCUGAUCAAGAUCUUGAAGCAGGCAGAGGAACUAAAUGAAAAACUCACUCCACUGAAACUGAUGGAUUCGUGGAUGGGAAAGGGCCCAGCGAAACUGAGAGUGGCUGGUGUCGCUGUUCCCACGCUUCCUCGUGAAGACCUGGAGAAAAUGAUAGCGCACUUUCUUCUACAGCAGUAUCUGAAAGAAGACUACAGUUUCACAGCUUAUGCUACUAUUUCAUAUCUGAAAGUUGGACCCAAAGCUAAUCUUCUGAACAGUGAAGCACAUGUUAUUAGUAUGCAAGUGAAAAAGCCUACACAGAGCUCUUUCAAGGCUGAAUCAUCUGAGACUUGUUCUGAACGAGUAGAUAAAAUGAGGGGAGAAAAAAAUUCAGGUAACUUCCAGAAUUCUGCAAACAUGUUUCAACAACCUGGUUCUAAGAAUCCAAGGGGCAAGAAAAGAAAACUUGAUGAUGCCAACGAUGCCUGAAAUAAUUGUUACUAAUCUUCCAGAAAAGGAAUAGUUCACACGUGCACCAUUAUUUUUGUAGUUAAAAUUUAAAGAACAAUUUGAUUGAUGUUUUAUACUUAUAGAACUAUUUCUUCAGAGUUUAUCUCUGAAGAUUUGAGAAUUUGACAUCUCUUGAUUGGAGAUCAGGUAUUGUACAAUUAUACUGUAUGAAACAAAGGAAAACUAAAUCCUCAUGUAAAAGUCUUUAAAUGGAAAAUACUUGAGACAAGUUCAUGUAAGUAUGAUAAGCAUUUUAGAACUUGGUAUGCCUAUUGCAUUUUUUCCUUUGGCGGAACUUAUACUGACAUAGGCUUCUCACUACAAAUGGUAUUUUAAGGAUGAUAAUGUACAUGAUUUCAAAAAAGAACACAUCAACAUAAAUGAUAUUAGCAAAUCAAAUACUGUUGUAUCUAAGUAAACUAAAACGACAGGUUUACUAAAACUACUUUUCAAAAAGAAUGGAUCUGGCCUAUUAUAGUACAUUUUAGCUACAUAAGUAACAAUUUAGCUAAAUAUGUUCCAAAACCUAAGUCAUAAGUGAAAUGUUUAAAGCUUAAAAAUGACUAAGUAUCUUAAAAUAUCUUACAGAAGAAGAGGUCAAUUUUGUAUUAGAAAAAUGUAGACGUAAAGAAAUUACUUGAACUGAGUUCAUGUUUAGAAUUUUGUCUCUUUAAUAGUUUUCUGCAUUUUUACCCCACUUCGGUGCUGGGGAUAGAACCCAAGGCCCCAGUAUGAUGUCAGGUGAUACUUCCUGUGUUUUUAAGUUCCAUUCAUCAUUAAAUCAGUUCAGCCAUUCAUUUCACGGAGUCUAGUUUUCCUUAGUUAAAACUUAUGUGAAUCUUGAAGAAAUCCCAUUUUAGUCAAAAUAAUCUUCUAUAUCAAUAUUUGGAUCUAGCAGUUCUUCUCCAUAUGGUGAAAGAUCCAUUUGGUUUAAAAUUAAGUUUUCAAAUGUCUCCUCUAAAUCCGUUUCACCAAUUAAAACAGCUCCCAUCAUACGUCCGUUCUGCAUGACAACUUUGACAUACUCUUGUCCUUUGGUGCAUCUCAGCAUUAAUUCAUGAUCUGAACCCAAGCCCUGUGCAUUAUAUUUCCCCAGCAAUACAACCUUCACAUAGAGAUUAAAGAAAAAAAAAGUCACUCUCAUGAGUACCAAGAAAGAAGACAUACAACUGCAAAAAAAAAAACGUAUUCAACAAAGUUUUACAGCUCAAAAUAUCAUUGGAGAGGGUCCCAAAGAACACAUUAUUUUACAGAUAACAUUGUCAUGCAAUUUAGAUUUACCAUUAAAAAAUCAGUGACUAUAUUAUAUUUAAUAUUUUAAACAUUGGAAGUCUCUGGAGAAUAUAAGUGGACGAUACUACACUCUCUACAUGAACAUUAAAAGUAUCUAGUGAAUAUGUAAGUAUACAGAACAUGAACUACAUAGCCUACAAUUCCAGUUUAAAUAUUUAAUGAGGAAUUGAGUUAGGUCUUUUGUGGAUAGAUUAUUUAAUCUCCUUGAAGCUGUUUUUUCCUUAUCAGUAAAUUUGGAGGGAAAACAUCUGCUGCAGAAUAAUUUGACAAAGACCAAAUAAAAUAGUAUGAAUGAGAAAACACCUGGUUCAUUCCUAAGUACGGUACCUUUUAGUUUCCCUCACAAAGAUACUAUAAAUCUCAAAUAAAACUUAGAAACCUACCAUGGAACAAACCUACGGUGAAAGUUUUUUCCCCUCUUAACUGUAAAGUGGUAUAGUAAUAUAAUAAUUAAGAAUUAAGAGCAGUGAUAUCAUUGGCUUGCAAGAAGAGAGUUUUUUUUUUUUUUAAUGAUUGAAACCAUGUACAUUUUUUAGUGAGAAACAUAGAUAGAAUAUAUUUAAUUACCAGGCCAAAAGAAGAAAUUGUAUUCAUUUGCUUAACCAUCUUACCUUAAAGUUGAAAAACUUGGUUACAUGAGCAAACAGCUCAAAGCUGAAAUCCAUGUCAAUGCAGUUCCCCAGGCGAGCUGCAGUCAUGCACUUAGCAGCGUACCAGCCCAUCUGUCUAGCCUGUGUCCACAGCCUCAUCUGCAUGGGAAAAAGUUACACAGCAUCUUUGCUUCGUUAUCAUUACUUGGAAAUUUAACCUUGCUAAUUCCCUUAAAGAGGUUCAGUGCUUGCAGUUCAUUUGGUUCUAGUUAUUGUCAUCUUUGCCACUGAAAGUCACCAGUGUACCCUAAUCAAGCUGCCUUGGAUAUUCUUUUAUUCUGUCUUUAUUACUGCCUCUAAAAAUUAAGGAGAGAAUCCACCAAUCAGAAGUUCUACUAACUAGAUUUCUAUACAAAAAUAUUUCAGAUUACCUCAGAAAUUACAUUUUAAUUAACCAACACCUCUUUGAAGUCUAUCAUCAGUAUCAGCAUACAUAUUAAACUAUUGUGGAAAAAUCUGUUUCAUUUUCCAGUAACCUUCAUUUUUCAAGCAUUAGUCAAGGCCUACUGUGCUAUUAACCUCACAGAUACUGGUAUCAGUGGGCCAGACUCCAGACAUCAGAUUUUAGCAACUGAUUGUGGGAAGUCAUUUAAUGUUUCUCUAUGACAGACCAAUUUUCCUCAACUGUAUUUUUAUUCCAUUUUCAUAAAGUUUUGGGAUUUCCUGGUAUAAAAGAAGAAAAUGUCUUGGGAGUCACAGCAAACACGAGUACCAACUCUUCUACAUAUUUAAUUUUUCUGAGCCUCAGGUUUAUGAAACAUAAACAUCACACUACUUACUGCAUGGCUGUUACAGUAGCUUGGCCUGGGAUAAGCAAUUAGUUUCUUCUACCUGUGUGUGUGCAUACGUAGUUAAUGUUGAAUUUUUGUGCCAAAAUAUUAAUCAUAACCAUAAGCAGUGAGCCUUUCUAGCAUCAGUCUCCCUAAGGAAGGUAGGUUUGAUGAAGUGAAAAGCAGUUUAUUGCAAGCGAGCAGAGUAAACUGAGCAUAAUAACAGCUGGACACUGGCAAAAGGCAGUGGCCUGCAGUAUCGCACUGCUGGAACACUAAGUAGUGUAUUCGAGCCUCAAAAUCCUGAAGUAUAUGUCUUAGAUUAUGUCUAAUUAAUGUUUUUAGUGCUCAGGCAAACUAUGAGAAUCUUAGAUUCACUGAAAACAAGGGAUACCUAUUUUUGAAUAUUUUUUUUUAUAUUAGAUUAUCACACACAUUGAAGAUAUAGUUUAUCUGACAGCAUUUAAAAUGUUAAAAAGAAAGUCCGCCAAACUCCAGUUCCUAACCAAGAAUUUAUAAAGUUAUGCUGCAGAAAUGACUUAGAAUAUAGAGAACAUUGAAACAAGUGAGUUUGGGGAGCUUAAAAACAAGCAGGCUGAAAGCACUUUAUUGAUGUCUGCUCCGUAUAUAACAGAAAAUGAAGAAGCUGCGUCUUAAAGUACACCAAGCUCUUCCAGGCCUUCCCAUUUCCUUGUUCAUUUGAAUGAACAGCCCUGACUGUGGAACUGGUCUUUAACAAAGAUAAACGUUGACUGUAACAUCUCUCCUUCCUAAGACAACUUCUUUUUGCUUUGAUUAUCUUCCCAGGAGUUUUUUGUCCUUUGAGCAGCAGGAAGUCUAGAUCCAGAUGGAAGCUAUUAAGAUGCAGGGAGGCUAUUCACUGUUAGGAACAUUUUUAGUAAUGAUUACCAUCAGGACAGAAUAGGGUCAUCCAAGAAUAGAACAUCUUAUUUACAUAAUUUAUGAUCUCAGUGGUUUGAUUUUUGUUUUGUAAUCUACAGCUUUGCUGUCCAAUGUGGUCAGCACUAGCCACAUAUAGCUAUCUAAUUAAAUGUGGAUAAAAUAAAAAUUCAGUUCCUUAAUCACACCAGUGAUAUUUAAAGUGCCCAUGUGACUUAUGUGACUAGUGCUAAACUGACCAGUGAAGAAUUACAGAAUAUUUUAUUGUCACAGAGCUUCUACUGGAUGGUGUUGAUAAGCAUAUGAAAAUGAAAAGUAAAGUAACAGUCCUUAGUUCUUUAUAGAUUAAGAUAUCCCUUCUACAGUUUUCUAUACAAUUUACCAAAUAGGAGGGAAAAACUUGUUUAUAUCAAAAAAUAACUUUGUGAUGGCUGUUUAUUUAAAAUAGAAAAGUUGGAAAGCCAGGAAGCUGGAUGGGAAGGUAGCAGCUGCUGUGUUUCCUAAUGAGUCCCUGGUACAAUGAUGAGUUCCUGAGAGCUGGCUCACCUGCUGCCAGACUGAGCUGGGCUGCCAGGCUGCCGUGCAGAUGUCACCUGCAGCGUAGAUAUCCGGAAGUGAUGUGUGCAUGUGGUCAUCUACUUUCAGGCCGCCGUCUUCUCCUACAUCAAACUAAAUGAUGUUGCUGAUAAGCAGUAAGUUUAGAGAAAACUGAAACAUGACUUUGUAACAAUAAAAGAACAUGUCAAAUUUUCA
Messenger RNA from Cavia porcellus (domestic guinea pig), 6456 nucleotides. RefSeq names its product RecQ like helicase (gene Recql). Gene Ontology annotation, molecular function: ATP binding; four-way junction helicase activity; nucleic acid binding. Gene Ontology annotation, biological process: double-strand break repair via homologous recombination. Gene Ontology annotation, cellular component: cytoplasm; chromosome. The coding region runs from base 42 to 2069 and encodes 675 amino acids. NCBI's taxonomy places the organism in Eukaryota, Metazoa, Chordata, Mammalia, Rodentia, Caviidae. The transcript has 15 exons. The record is from RefSeq and is a predicted model, not a curated record.